Molecule: messenger RNA, 915 nt
Organism: Microthlaspi erraticum
Lineage: Eukaryota; Viridiplantae; Streptophyta; Magnoliopsida; Brassicales; Brassicaceae
Source: the annotation of a GenBank genome assembly
AUGGAUGCGCAUCAGCAUCACCUUCACCAGCUUCAAUACCUCAACAAGCAUCAGCAUCAGCACCAUCUUCAUCCCCAAUCUCAGACGCCGGAGAUAGCUUCUCCGUCGUCCACGGCUGCUGCGGUGGUGGCCGGGGAUAGGUUUCCACAGUGGAGCAUAGAAGAGACGAAGGAGUUGAUAGCGAUAAGGGGAGAGCUGGAUCAGACUUUCAUGGAGACAAAACGGAACAAGCUUCUCUGGGAAGUUAUCUCUAGCAAGAUGAGAGACAAAAGCUUUCUUCGUAGCCCUGAACAGUGCAAGUGCAAGUGGAAGAACCUCGUCACUCGUUUUAAGGGGUGUGAGACAAUGGAGGCAGAGACAGCUAGGCAACAAUUCCCUUUUUAUGACGAUAUGCAAAUCAUCUUUACCAAUAGAAUGCAGAGAAUGCUAUGGGCCGAAUCCGAGGGAGGAGGAGUAGGAGGAGGAACAAGCGGAGCAACGAGAAAGAGAGGUCACUCGGAGCAGUUUUCAUCAGAUGAGGAAGAAGAGAAUGUGAAUGAAGAGCUAGUAGAUAUCAGCACUGACCAGAAAACCGUGAACCCGAAGAAGAACAUUGCAAAGAAGCGAAAAGGCGGUAGUAAUAGUAGUAGUGGGAACACUAGUGUAAGAGAGGUGUUGGAUGAGUUUAUGAGACAUCAGACUAGAAUGGAGAACGAAUGGAGUGAAAGAUGGGAGGCGAGGGAGAAGGAGAGAGCAGAGAAAGAAGAAGAGUGGAGGAGGAAGAUGGAGGAGCUCGAGAAGGAGAGGGUGGCAAUGGAGCGGAUGUGGCGGGAUAGGGAGGAGCAACGGCGGUCCAGGGAGGAGAUGAGGGCGGAGAAGAGAGAUUCACUAAUCAAUGCAUUGCUUGCUAAGCUUACAAGAGAUGGUUCUCUCUAA